This is a messenger RNA of Triticum dicoccoides, 627 nucleotides long. RefSeq lists its product as uncharacterized. The transcript is spliced from 5 exons. Bases 1 to 444 code for a protein of 147 amino acids. The record is from RefSeq and is a predicted model, not a curated record. Lineage: Eukaryota; Viridiplantae; Streptophyta; Magnoliopsida; Poales; Poaceae.
AUGCAAUGUUGCUGCUGGGCUCUAACGAUAGUGAUUGGCCUUUUGCACCUGCAGAUCAUUUCGGGGCUCCAGAACUUCGCCAGGUCCAAUGUUGCGUCUGUCAUCACGGCUACGGAUAAGCAUGUCCCUAAAACAAAUUUCCUUCUUUUGAUGAAGCCUUUUCAGAUCACCGAAGACUUCUUGACAGGUUGGUGCUGUAUGGCCUGGUUGAGCUCAAGGUUAACGGAGAUGGCAAUUGUCAGGGUUCUGGUGGCGACACCGAUGAUCGUCAAGAGGUUCUUGGACUGGACGGUGGCGUGGUUGCCGAUGUAUUCGCCUCACUCCUCCUCUACCUCUGGCACCCCAACACAUGGGGUGCGGGGCAUUUGUACAUGGCUUCAUCCGCCCGCUAGUGGCAAGACACGAGGACGACAUCGACCCAGGCCAGCUGGAACCGAGGGCUAGGGAGAGGGACGUGAUGGCGUCCCAAGUCACGAUGGUGGCUGCCUUCGGUCAGGUGUGUUCUGUUGAGGCUGCCCGAUGUGUAAUAGUAGUAGAGCUUACUUAGGUAGUUGCUUACCAAGUUGCUAUGCACAACACUGUGUGAUUUGAAUUAUACAUGAGUUGUCGUUACAAUGAGGAACCGUG